UGUGCUCGCUAUGUUGGUUGUCACGGCCUAGCCCUUUGCUGUCUACCAUCAUCAUGGCUGGCAUGUGCGGGGAAGUGAUAACUUUUCAGCUGGGAAACUAUGCUAACUACGUGGGAGCGCACUGGUGGAAUCUGCAGGAAGCAGGGCGUUCUCACAAUUCAACAAAUGGACAGAACUCUGAAAUCAGUAGCGAUGUCCUCUUUAGGCGGGGGGUGACCUUGAGUGGACAGGAAACCUAUACCCCACGUCUCAUCCUUGUGGAUGUAAAAGGUGAUUUGAGCUCCCUGAGCCACCAAAGCAGUCUGUAUGAAGAUAAAGAGACCAGACAUUCAACCCCAGCAUGGAAAGGAAAUCUAACUACUCAUAAAGAAGAAUCCUCCACAAAAGAGCAACAUGGUAAAGAGAAGAGGGAUAGUUUUACAGAUGAAGAUACGGGUGUUAGAACUAAGAAAGAGGUUUCAGGUCCUGAUUAUAAAAGAAAGCGAUUACGACAGGAGGCAAAUGUGAAUUCCUGGUCAGACUUCCUUAGAACACAACUUCACCCUAAAUCAGUGUGCGCUGUGAGUCCAUGUCACCAAAGUGGUGGACCUGAGGGGCUGGAAUCUUUCAGCCAAGGGGAGGCCUUGUUGAGGGAAUCAUAUCUGGAUGAAAUUGAGGACGACCUGCAUUUUUUCACUGAGGAGUGUGAUUAUUUGCAGGGUUUCCAGAUUCUUUGUGAUCUGCACAGUGGCUUUUCUGGAGUUGGUGCCAAGGUAGCAGAGCUGCUGCAUGAUGAAUUUCCCAGACGUGGUAUCAUGUCCUGGGGGACUUUGCCAGUGAAUUCUGAAAGGGACCAGAACAAGGACAUGUAUCGGCUAAUGAACUGCAUUCUUGGCUUAGUGCGCAUCUCCAGUCAGAGCUCCCUCUUUUGUCCCAUGUCUCUCAAUUCCAGCCUUGGAAGGAAGCAUGGACCCCCUAUUGUUCUGCCUCAUCUCUCUUAUAACGCUGAGGCAUAUUAUCAAAGCAGCGCAUUGUUGGCGGCCACCCUGGACACCCUGACACUGCCUUAUAGGAAGCCCUCCUCUAUCCACUCUAUGUUGCAUCUUGCGGAUACACUAAACUUCUGUGAAAGAAAGGUAGUAUCUGCCUCCACUUCAUUUCCUUUUCCUUUGGGACCAUAUGACAGUCUUGCAGAUGCUCUGAUGCCUCACAUGACAUCGGCCCCAUGGAUAUCCAUGUCAGGAUGUGGAAUAGAGGAUAACAGCUUCUCAAACUCAGUGGUCCUAAGAGGUAUCAGCAAAGAGCAACAAAGCAGUUACCUCCCAGCUGGGACAAAACCUGUUUCUGCACUUCAUGUGUGUGAUACAGGAGAGGACAUUCUGCGUGGUUACCUUAACAUGCUAUACCCCAAGACCAGCAGCAUCUCCCAUGUGCUGCAGGACAUGUGCAGACUGGGCCCUACAUUUCCUCAGCUUUUCUCUCCCUACGUGACAAAAGAGGGAUUUACUCUUCACGAACCUAUGAACACACUAACAGAUGUUGUUAGUGUCCCAGUACUGGCUACUCUACAGACAGCAACAGCCCUUCACCACAGCUUGUGUGAAUUGUAUGACGAUAUUAAAAAGGUGGACAUCAGGCGCUGGCCUAGCUUUUUCACUUCUGGGCUGGAACACGAAGAAUUUAACGAGGCUAUGCAAGACCUGCGCAGUUUGGCUCAGUGUUACCGGGAAGGAGACAGAACUGAAGACGAAAGUGACUAAGAAGAUUUUUCACAGGAUACUCUGGGUUACACUUUCAUCAGGUGACUGCUAUAAAAGGAAAUUGAACUUCUGUAAAUCUGUUCUUGUGCAGAUGAAGUGCUCUCUGAAUAGGGGUCGAUUUCCGACUAAGUGUAAUUAGGAGAUGGAUGAAUUUCAAACAUGAUUACUGCAAAUUAAAGGCAGUGUUUGUCAAGAUGACACGAGAUCCAUCACUUGUUGUACAUUUAAUGUUACAAGCAAAAAUAAAAUUCUGAAACAGAAAUUAAACCAAAA
Bombina bombina (fire-bellied toad) is the source of this 2012-nucleotide messenger RNA. RefSeq names its product misato mitochondrial distribution and morphology regulator 1 (gene MSTO1). The record is from RefSeq and is a predicted model, not a curated record. The transcript has 14 exons. NCBI's taxonomy places the organism in Eukaryota, Metazoa, Chordata, Amphibia, Anura, Bombinatoridae. Gene Ontology annotation, cellular component: cytoplasm. The coding region runs from base 54 to 1739 and encodes 561 amino acids. Gene Ontology annotation, biological process: mitochondrion distribution.